Messenger RNA from Suillus subalutaceus, 936 nucleotides. RefSeq names its product dephospho-CoA kinase-domain-containing protein. NCBI's taxonomy places the organism in Eukaryota, Fungi, Basidiomycota, Agaricomycetes, Boletales, Suillaceae. The coding region runs from base 169 to 891 and encodes 240 amino acids. Gene Ontology annotation, molecular function: dephospho-CoA kinase activity; ATP binding. Gene Ontology annotation, biological process: coenzyme A biosynthetic process. The record is from RefSeq and is a predicted model, not a curated record. The transcript is spliced from 3 exons.
AUGGGAAGUUUGUAGCAGGGGCACUUUGCCUUAGGGUGUCGAGGAGCGGACAUCACGUGGCGAAGCACGACAGACUUCGUCGCUGUUGACGUUCAUUAUUGUCAUUUAAAUAUUCAAGUUCCAGCUUCAAGAGCGGUCACCCAAACACCUUGCUAGCGAGAGUCCACAAUGUUGGUCGUCGGUCUCACCGGGGGUAUCGCAACGGGCAAAUCAACCGUGUCCAACCUCCUCAAGUCCCAACAGAUACCCGUCAUCGACGCAGACGUCCUCGCACGAGAGGUAGUACAACCCGGAACAAAAGGGCUUACUCAAAUCAUCGCACACUUUGGCUCUGAAGUGCUGUUCCCAGAUGGCACCCUCGACAGAAAGAAACUUGGUACUAUUAUCUUCAAUAACGAGGUGAAGCGGAAGAAAUUGAAUUCUAUCGUCCAUCCUGCUGUUCGGCGUGGCAUUCUUUGGAAUGUGUUUUGGUGUUGGUUGAGAGGAGAGAAAUUAUGUGUCGUGGACGUCCCUCUUCUGAUAGAAGGAGGCCUGUGGAAAUGGAUGGGGAAAGUUAUCGUGGUGUAUUGUUCAGCAGACAUUCAACUGCAGAGGCUUAUGACGCGCGACAAUUCGUCUCGCGAAGAUGCUUCAGCACGCCUUAAUUCGCAGCUUCCUAUAACGCAGAAAGUAGAGUAUGCCGAUAUCGUCCUUGAUAAUUCUGGCACCUUGCAGGAUCUGGAACAGCAAGUUCAUUUGUGUCUUGUGAAGCUAGAACCGACAGCUGGGUGGUCGUGGAAGCUUAGUUGGCUUUUCCCUCCAUUUGCUUUAGUUUCUAUGCUAUGGACGUUGGGAUGGAGGUUCGCAAAACGAUCGCGACAACGAAGUCGGAGGCCAUUCGAGGGAAUUUAGAUAUCACGAUGCAUAGACACUAAAUGCAGAGUACGAAAUGUGUAU